GAAAGCUUCCGGACUACAUUAAGAAAAAAAACAACGCCAAGGCAAAACGAAAAGCAUAUCGAAAAGGUACGUUUAUUGGCGACUAUUCAUGCAUUGAUAAAACACCAGGUGGUAGUUGGAUACUGCAAGAAAACUGGAACGUAAAUGUAUUUAAAGCCUGUCUGUUAAGAAGCAACACGUCUAAAAAGUUGCCGCCGUGACCUCACGUACAAGUCAUGUUUUCCCCCACCUGCUGACGUAUUGACUCAUGUACUACACGCCUCACGCUGGCCCAUUCCUACAUGUAAAUUUCCUUUUCGGGAUUCAGACCCAUAUCAAAUUGAUAUAGUUGUCACAUUUGUGGUUUAAACUUAAAGUGAGUAAUUAACAGUGACAGCUAUAAAACAGGAGAUGGCCCAAGGACUGCCCGCAGAAAGGGACAUUUUGACAGCGAUACCUCAGAUACCUGCAGACCCUUCCAUUUAAUCUAAAAUGGAACGGUUCACAAUCUCUAGGAUAUCUUCUUUAUAUAUUUCAUUGAUAGUAUUACUUGGGUUAUGGGAAAUCCAUGCUGUUCCGGAACGACCCAAAUUCUCGCGAUACAGAGGAGACAUUCCCAUAGAGACAGCGACAAAAACGCCCAAACCACGCACCACCACAGCAACCGACUGUGGCAUGACUCCUGCAGACAUAGUGUUUGUUCUCGACUCCUCAAGAAGUAUAUGGAGAGUGGACUUCACACAACAGCUCAAAUUUGUGAAAGAUGUAGUUAGCUCAUUCAGUAUUUCGAAGAACAAGAUUCAAGUUGCUGUUUUGAUAUUCAGUAGUCAGCCACAAGUACAGUUUUUCCUCAACGAAUACCACACCACUGCUGAUGUGGUAAAGGCUAUCGAUAAAAUCCGACAAAGGCCUGGAGAAACCUACACUGGGGAUGCGCUGAUAACUAUGAGGCGUGAUGUUUUCUCCACCAGAAAUGGAGCGCGGCCAGGCGCGAGAAAGAUCGGAAUAGUCAUAACAGACGGCUUAUCAACCGUACCCACUGAGACGGACAGUGCGGCCAAGGCGGCAAAAGAGGCGGGCAUUAAAAUGUUUGCCAUUGGAGUUGGCGAAAUUGCAGAUUUCUCGGAAAUAAAACGUAUUGCCAGUAAACCUGAGAAUGUCUUCACGGUCAAAGGAUAUGAUGCUCUUUAUAAGAUCCGAGAUGAGUUAACACGGAAAACUUGUGGCGUGUUAAACGAUCCAGCAGCAACUUCAGGGACAACUCCUCCUCCGAUCCAUGGCGGAUGGAACACUUGGGAAUCAUGGACCACCUGCACACUCACUUGUGGAGGUGGUACUCAACAUAGAAUGAGAUUGUGCAAUAACCCCUCCCCGGCACACUUCGGAAAAAACUGCCAUGGCUCUAAAGCAGAUUUCAGAGGGUGCAAUAUUCAAAACUGCCCGGAAGACGGGAACUGGUCUCACUGGAGUCCGUGGAGCACGUGUUCUAAGUCAUGUGAAGGGGGGACGAAAACGCGAUAUCGAAUGUGCAAUGAUCCCACCCCUAAACAUGGCGGGCAGCCGUGCAAGGGGGAUAAAGAAGAGAUAAGCUCAUGCAAUCUGCAGCCGUGUUCUAUGCCUUUGGACGGUGCUUGGUCAACAUGGGCGGAGUGGAGUAGCUGUUCCAGUUCGUGUGAUAGCGGUUUCAAAAGGCGUUUUCGUUACUGUAAUUCACCUGCUCCGGAACGAGGAGGGGAAGAUUGCGUUGGCCUUGACGAGGAUAUUGUCCCGUGCAAAGUUCGAGAGUGCCCCGUGAAUGGCGGUUGGUCAGAUUGGGAACAAACUGAUUGCAGUGUUAGUUGCGGUGGCGGUUUGGCAGUACGGACUCGCACCUGCACAGCACCAAAACCAAGCAACGGCGGAGAAGACUGCCGAGGCGAUACGAAAGAAACGCUAUCCUGUAAUACUCAAAAAUGUCCAGUGAAUGGAAAAUGGGAGCCGUGGAGUCCGUGGUCAUCUUGUACGAAAAGCUGUGAAGGAGGCACAAAAUCGCGCAAAAGAAAGUGCGUGCCUCCUCAGCAUGGCGGAAAAGAUUGUAAUGGAGCGGACGAGGAGACAGUCUCGUGUAACACUGACCUCUGUCCAAUCGAUGGUUACUGGACAUCGUGGAGUGCUUGGACAGCAUGUAGCGCAACCUGCGGGGAAGGUAAAAAGAUGAAGAUGCGAGUGUGCAUGCCUCCGUCUUAUGGUGGACUGCCGUGUGGACAGGGGGAGACCACAAUGCAACAAAGCUGCAAAGUAAAGGAGUGUCCAGUUGCUGGUAAUUGGGGCGACUGGUCUGGUUGGACAAAGUGUUCUGUCCCAUGUGGAGGCGGUAAACAGACACGACAGAGAGCAUGUGACAACCCAGCACCUGCACACGGGGGACAAGAAUGCCAAGGGGAUAGGGAGCAAUCUCAAGAAUGCAACAAAAAAGCCUGUGCAGACGAAUCCAAACCCGAACUGGUGAAAUGCGGAGAAAAUCCUGCCGACAUAGUAUUUGUGGUCGACGCAUCUUCAAGUAUUUGGCCAGAAGAUUUCAAGAAGUUAAGGAUUUUUCUGCGCGACGUGGUAGCUGAAUUUAACAUCGGGAAAGAUAAAACCCAAGUUGCUCUCAUGCUUUUCAGCGACCGCCCCCGUGAUCAAUUUUACCUGAACACAUACAGCAAGAAAGACUAUCUUCUCCGUCACAUGUUAGCCGUGCAACAAAUGGGAGGAGGUACACGAACAGACAAAGCUCUGGAAAAAGUAAUGACAGGACGUUUUCUGAAACCUCAGUUUGGUGCCAGAGCCGACGCCAAGAAAGUUGUGAUUGUAAUUUCUGAUGGCCAGUCAUAUUACCCGGAAAAGACCUCUGAGGCUGCGGCAAAGUUAAAAAAAUUCACUUCGUCCCCGCCCAUUGUCCUCGCGUUGGGAAUAGGUGGCCAAGUGAACUUUAGGGAACUCUACAGCAUAGCUACCUCUCCCGUCCACAGCCACGUAUUCCGUGCGAUUGACUACAAUUCGUUAGCACAGAUUAAAGAAAUGGUUGCAGAAAAAGCAUGUGAAGGUACCCGAUAGCACAGAUUAAGAUCUGCGUGGUGCUACGUUAACUGGUGCUUUUCACCCAGGAAUACCAAGGAAUAUUUCCACUUUUUGUCCGCGUCAGUGAGUCUCAGGAACGUCUAUGCACAAAGUCUGCCUGCGGAUCAGUGUGGAGCGUCUCAUCUCGUUUUUCGCUCGACUUCAUUCGAUUCCACUUCUGGGAUAUUUUCAAAAACGAAAUUAGAAGGGAGAAUUUUUA
Messenger RNA from Lingula anatina, 3280 nucleotides. Its product is annotated as coadhesin. Lineage: Eukaryota; Metazoa; Brachiopoda; Lingulata; Lingulida; Lingulidae. The record is from RefSeq and is a predicted model, not a curated record.